UAUCAUCAGUAUCAUUAGUUCAGUAAGUACUUAAUACGUAAUUACGUGUCGAAAAAUAUGUUCAGAAAACAUCGUGCAAAACACCCUAAAGUAUUACAGAAUAACGAGUUAAAAAGUGAAAGAGACAGAGUGCCAGAAUCGCCGGUUACGCCGGUAUCGAAAAAUUCUCUGCAAUUCUACUGCCAGUUAGCCCAUGGCAGUCCAACUGGUUUCGUAUCUGGUUUCACUAACAUCAAGGAAUUAUACGAGAAAAUCGCCAAAUCAUUCGGUAUUCCAGCUUCAGAAAUAUUAUUUUGUACGUUAAAUAGCUACAGAAUCGAUAUGUCGAAAUUAUUAGGAGGGCAAAUAGGGUUAGAAGAUUUCAUUUUUGCCCAUUGCAAAGGUAGACCUAAAGAAGUCGAAUUAACGAAAACAGAAGAGGCUCUAGGUCUAACAAUAACCGAUAAUGGAGCUGGUUAUGCUUUUAUUAAAAGGAUAAAAGAGGAUUCUAUAAUACAAAACAUACCGGUGAUAAAAAUCGGAGACCACAUCGAGAAAUUAGACGGAAUCAGUAUGGUUGGAAAACGACAUUUCGACGUUGCCAAAGCUUUAAAAAAUAUCCCUAAAGAUACGACGUUCACCAUACGACUCGUGGAACCUUUACAAAGCGGUUUCGCGUCUAUAGCUCCGAAGUCAUCUAAAGGAAUAGCUGGUAAGAAAAAUGUCGGUAGUGGUAAAGAAACUUUACGAUUCAAAGCCAAUGGUAGCGCGGAAAUUCAAGAACAAGACGAUAUCAUGGACAUCGGUUUGGAGAAAAUCAACGGCGUUUUAGAAUCUUUUCUAGGAAUCAACGAUUCAGAACUUGCAGCUCAGAUAUGGGACAUGUCUACUAAUAAACAAAACUCCAUGGACUUUGCCGAAGCUGUUGACGAUUCCGAUUUAGCCAGUUUCCAGUUUACCGACGAUGUUAUUAUAGAACUGUGGGGCGCGAUCACAGACGCUCGACAAAAAAGGUUGUAAUAUUAUAUAUUUAGAAUUAUUUAUAUAUUUAUAAUUAUUAAAUGUAAAUUAUUGUAGUAUUUCGAUAUUGAUAAUGACAGAUGACACUUUUGAAUUGAUUCUAAAACGUUUUGUUGAGAACAUAACCUCAAAAAGUACUUGUAUAUCGUAGUUAGUGUACUUCUAUAUCAUUCUUUAGGUAUCCCAUCACCAUGGGAUAUUUGUUUUUACGUUUUUACGUCUUACAUCCUGAAUAACUUCAUCAUCACGGUACAAGGAUCAAAAUCAGCUGAUUUUGAUAUAAAUUUGACAUUGUGUUGAAAUUGCUUAUUAUGUUAUCUCAAAAAAUAAGGUUAGGUACAUUAUUAUAGACUUAAAAGUGACGUUUUUUUGUUGUUACUCUGAAAAUUUAAUUCUUAAUAACAAAUUCACGGUUUUUUUUGAAACAAUCUCAUUUUUUAUAGAACACUAUUAACCUGAGAAAAUCUACUAAUACAUUUUCUUGUAGACAAUUGAAUUCUAUACGAAAUUUUUUUUGUAAAUCGUAUUCACGUAAUUAUAAACAAACAAUUCGAAUUUUUUUUUAUAUUGACCUUGUUACGAGUAAUCUAUUUUUGACAGAUGAAACUUUCAAGGUCAUGUUUAGAUAGUCUACAUAACUAACAAAAGUUAAUGAGAAAAUGGCAGUACAAAUAGUUUGAAAAAUUGUAACUAAUAUAGAGAUUUAAUUUGAUUUUAAAUGUCGUUAUACGAUAAACGACGUUUACUUUGUUUAUUUCUUUUGUACCAAUACCAAACAAUUUUAAACGAAGCUCAACUUUUUCGCCGUUUAAUUUCAAGUUUAAUAAUUUGUGAGGUUAUGUAACAUUUUGAUUACUUUGAAUUCAGCGCCUUGUUAAAUUUUCUUUUACGUUUUGUAUUGAGGACGACUUAAUUAACGAUGAUAUAAUGAUAAUAAUGGUAAAUCAAAAUUUUCUACUGAUUUUUUUCCCUGAACAAUCGAUUUCAAAUGAACCCAUAGAGAAAAAUCUAGAUAUGAUAAGUCAUGUUCUUUUUAAAUAGAACCAUCUGCUAUUAAAACCAUCAUUAAAUCACGAUCUAUUUUUCCAAAGUUCUUCAUUCUCAAUCUUCUUCUUAACCAUAAUAUUUUGGUACAGUCAUUGAAGCACAAAUAUGCGAGAUUGACGUUUAAAUCGAGAUCCUUCGAAGUAUGAAAGAAAAAAAAUGAAAUUUGAUAGUAUUGUGGAUUUAAAUUUAGUUCUAUUGUAUUUUUUAUAUCUAAAUAAACUCGAUCAAGGUAAAA
Messenger RNA from Diorhabda sublineata, 2281 nucleotides. Its product is annotated as PDZ domain-containing protein GIPC3-like. The record is from RefSeq and is a predicted model, not a curated record. The coding region runs from base 58 to 999 and encodes 313 amino acids. Gene Ontology annotation, molecular function: protein binding. NCBI's taxonomy places the organism in Eukaryota, Metazoa, Arthropoda, Insecta, Coleoptera, Chrysomelidae. The transcript has a single exon.